This is a messenger RNA of Penaeus vannamei (Pacific white shrimp), 1870 nucleotides long. The record is from RefSeq and is a predicted model, not a curated record. NCBI's taxonomy places the organism in Eukaryota, Metazoa, Arthropoda, Malacostraca, Decapoda, Penaeidae.
UAUGGGAGAUUUGCGCCAAGCUUGAUGAAGUUAAACGCACUUUGAGCGACUAUGAUGCCACCAAGAAGAAGCUUGCCUGCGAAAAUGCUGAUCUCAUUCGUCAGCUGGAGGAGGCUGAGAGCCAGGUCAGCCAGCUUUCCAGAGUCAAGCUCUCUCUUACGAAUCAGCUCGAUGACACCAGGAAACUCUCUGAAGAAGAGGGCAGGGCACGUGCCACACUCCUUGGUAAGUUCCGCAACUUGGAACACGACAUUCAGACUCUUUCGUCAACAACUUGAUGAGGAGAACGAAGCCAAAGGGGAUGUUCUGCGCAUGCUCUCCAAGGCCAAUGCCGAGGCUCUCAUGUGGCGCUCCAAGUACGAGUCUGAGGGCGUUGCCCGCGCAGAGGAAAUUGAGGCUGCGCGCAUGAAGCUCGCAGCUCGUCUCGAGGAAGCCGAAAUGCAGAUUGAGUCUCUCAAUGUUAAAAAUUUGCAUCUGGAGAAGACCAAGAUGCGUGCCGCUGCUGAGCUGGAUGACCUCCAAGUUGCUGCUGAACGUGCACAGACUCUGGCCAACUCUGCUGAGAAGAAACAGAAGAACUUUGAUAAGAUCAUCUCCGAGUGGAAGCUGAAGGUCGAAGACCUUGCUGCUGAGUUUGAUGCUUCUCAGAAGGAAUGCCGCAACUACGCCACCGAACACUUCCGACUGAAGGCUGCCAAUGAUGAAAACAUUGAACAACUCGAUGCUAUACGCCGCGAGAACAAGAAUCUUAAUGAUGAAAUCAGAGAUUUGAUGGACCAGAUCGGUGAGGGCGGCCGAGCGUACCAUGAGGCUCAGAAGAACGCCAAGCGCCUUGAACUUGAGAAGGAAGAGCUUCAGGCUGCUCUUGAGGAAGCCGAGGCUGCCCUAGAACAAGAGGAGAACAAGGUCCUCCGAACACAGCUUGAGCUCAGCCAGGUCAGGCAAGAGAUUGACAGGCGUGUUCAAGAGAAGGAGGAGGAAUUCGACAACACUCGUAAGUGUCACCAAAGGGCUCUUGAUUCCAUGCAAGCUUCUCUUGAGGUUGAAGCCAAGGGUAAGGCCGAGGCUCUUCGCAUAAAGAAAAAGCUCGAGUCCGAUAUUAACGAGCUUGAAAUUGCCCUUGACCACGCCAAUAAGGCCAAUUCUGAUCUUCAAAAACACUACAAGAAGAUCCAGGAUGAAAUAAAGAGUAUGGAGUCCCGUGUUAAGGAAGAGCAACGUCUUGCCUCCGGGUACCGCGAGCAGUAUGGUAUUGCCGAACGCCGUUUCAACGCCCUCUACGGUGAGCUGCAAGAAUCCCGAACUCUCCUGGAACAGUCUGACCGCGGUCGUCGUCAUGCUGAGACUGAGCUCAACGAUGCACGCGAACAGAUCAACAACCUCACCACCCAGAAUGCUGCUCUCACUGCCUCCAAAAGGAAACUUGAGGGUGAAAUGCAGACCCUGCAGGCUGACCUUGAGGAGAUGCUCAGCGAAGCCAAGAACUCUGAGGAGAAGGCGAAGAAGGCCAUGCUAGAUGCUGCUCGCCUUGCUGAUGAGCUCCGUUCUGAACAAGAGCACGCCACUAACCAAGAGAAGAUGCGUAAGGCCUUGGAAGGUACCGUCAAGGAUCUCCAGACCCGUCUUGAGGAAAGUGAGGCCGCUGCCCUUAAGACUGGUAAGAAGGCUGUCAGCGAUCUUGAAGCUCGCAUUCGCGAACUCGAGGCUUCCCUGGACGAUGAGACCCGUCGUCACGCUGAUGCCCAGAAGAACCUGAGGAAGUGCGAGAGGCGCAUCAAGGAGCUCGCCUUCCAGACUGACGAGGACAAGAAGAAACCACGACAGGAUGCAGGACCUCGUCGAUAAGCUCCAGCAGAAGAUCAAGACCUAC